UUCUCUGCCCCCGAGGCUGCGAUACUCCCCAAUGCCAGGACGAUGUUGAACAAGGCCAGCCAUCGAUUAUCUUUCUGGUCGCCGACCAAGUGAGUGGCGCGGAAACUCUUUUCAUCGACCAGGGGGGCAAGUGGGUGGAAAUUGACAAAGUACGCAUCGAUCAUUUCUACUUCUGUGAGAGAAGAACCAGGCUCAAUAAGCAGAGACGGCAUCGACUGAGCUGUUCGGCUGCUUUGAGGUAAAUACGACUGGAGCUGUGGAUGGAGCCAUGCGAUGACUUUCAUCGCAGCCUGCGUAGAUGAGAUGCCCAGGUACGACGCAGGCUGUCGAGCAUUCAGGGACAGCCCGUUCACAUCAUCCGAAAUGUUUUCGAAGGAGCCAGAUCCACUGGUGCCCUGGUCUGGAUCGAGCGGUUCCUCGGGCAUUGAAUGGAGGGAUUCCAGACCGGGCGGUCCUAUGGACAACGGCUGUGUUUCUAUCGACAAAGCAAGGGACGGCGAGUCCUGCUGGGCCUGUUCAUGACUGCCUGCAGUCACCAACUCCAGCAGUUUCUCUCGGGGCAAAUGGGCAAUGCUGUCAGGGGCUGUGCCGGGAAACAGCCUUUCCAGUGCGGCGCGGACGACAGAAAUUGCAGGCGCGCACCAUCGACCCCCGGCGGCCGAUUCGUUCACCGCGCCGGUGCUUGGGGCUCUGCAAACCCUCUUCGCUGCUUUGGGAGGCCUCGAAGGCGAUAAACAUGACUGAAGUUGGACCACCGAAGAAUGUUACAGAGGAUCAGAGAUCGCGACGUGGUCGAGGAGGUAGCCCAGGUGUUGUUCGAGGUUGAUCAGAUGUUCAGAUGUUUAGAAUAAAUUAUGCCGAGGAUCCUCCGAGAUAUCCAGGGUGGUUUGUUUCGAAAGGUCUCGGCAGUUAUACGAUGCAACCCCGCUUCGUGGAGUGGCAGCCCCUGACAGGGCAGUGCAGCCUAUGCGGGGAACUUCACAUGAA
Messenger RNA from Aspergillus wentii DTO 134E9, 987 nucleotides. RefSeq lists its product as uncharacterized. The coding region runs from base 299 to 826 and encodes 175 amino acids. Lineage: Eukaryota; Fungi; Ascomycota; Eurotiomycetes; Eurotiales; Aspergillaceae. The transcript is spliced from 2 exons. The record is from RefSeq and is a predicted model, not a curated record.